AACAUUCUAAGAAUUUUUAGGGGAUAUCCCGUGUAAUUAUGUUAGUUUGAACGAGUAUAAAAAGCCUGCAGAUAGAUAUUCAUGAUAGCAUUUGUGUAGAGGUCUAAACAUCGCGACAUAUUAAUUUUAAGUGCAACAGAAUAACAGAAAAAUUUAACAUCAGGAUGCCAUCAGAAAGACUUGGAUUACGAGCGUGGCUUGAGCAAAAGAUAGACAACCGUGAGUUUCCUGGGGUGGAAUGGCUAGAUCGUAGCAGGGGCACAUUUGUUAUUCCUUGGAAGCAUGCAUCAAGACAUGGUUGGGAACAGAACCAAGAUGCUGCUCUGUUCAAAGCAUGGGCAAUAUACACAGGUCGAUAUGUUGAAGGUGAAAAACCUGAGCCGAAGACAUGGAAAGCAAAUUUUCGAUGCGCUGUUAACGCCUUACCUGAUAUUAGUAUUGUAAAGGGUAAGGGACAGUGUAAAGGAAAGAACGCUCAUCGUGUAUUUGUUUUCACAAGAAAAAGAAAAAGCAAAAUGUAUGUGAGUUCUCGGAAUCCUGGUAUAAAGAUGAGCAGUAUGGAUAAGAAUCAAGUAAACAGCCAAGACGAUGAAGGAAGCAUGACAUCAGAAAAGCGUUAUAACACCAGACCUUCAAAGCAAACUCAUGUUCGUAUUAAAGAAGAGCCCUGCGAUGAAGGGUAUAAUUUAAAUAAUGGCGGCAGCUGUUACCAUAACAACUACAGUCCUAUGACGAAACGAAUAAAACUUGACCAUGACGAAAUAAAAGAAGAAACAAAAGAAUUUAUAACUGAAAAGAGACAACCAGGAUUAUAUUCCCUGUCAGAAAUUUUGAAGAUUAUCCCGCAGAUACAAAUGGGACGCAUGUCUUCUCCACAGAUGCAACACAAUCAACAAACGCAACCCGCUUACUAUAAUGCGCCUUCUUUUUUCGAAGAAAAAAUGGACGAUGAAGAAUUUAACCGGUUAGCAAGAGAUGUAUCCGAUUCGGAAAACGGAUUUGAUGACGACUUCAAUGAAAUACUAUACCAUGCACAAACUGCUGACUCGACAUCUGAUGCAAGUGAUAUCGAGGAGCUGGCUAUGCAAGAGAUAUUCGACGAUUCAAAAAGUUACAGAAGCUCAGUAUCAGAUGAUGAUCUACAAAAUGUAUUUGUACCUGAAAAUCACCAAGAAAUGUAUCAACCAAUGGGCGGACAAUUUCACAACAUGAAUCUUCUUUCAUCAUUUUUACCAAAUGUAUGGAACGACCCAUUUCUAGGCUCAGUCCAACAGCAAACACCUCCAGACAUGAUAGGAGUUUUGGCGCAAGCUUUGAGGCAAGAGCUGCUUUAAAAACCGCAACGGAGGAGACUACCUUCUUUCAACAGACUUUCCCAAAACUUUAAUUCCCCAAUGGCGGGAAUGCAUUGCGCCAAAUGUCAACAUGGCUCAGAAUACUCGGAUGUGGUUGUAAUAGAAACAAACCCACGAUGUCGUAAAAUGAUAGCGACAGUUCGUUCUUCAUGUCGUCAACAUGAUCAUAAAGACAAGAUAAAAGAUUCAUAUUUGAGAUAAUGUAAAUAUAUCGGAUACAAUGUAUAUAAUAUAGUUUGACCAUAGAUAUUGUAUAUAGUGUUUAUAUAUUUUUCACCUAUUUUUUCA
Molecule: messenger RNA, 1643 nt
Organism: Hydractinia symbiolongicarpus
Lineage: Eukaryota; Metazoa; Cnidaria; Hydrozoa; Anthoathecata; Hydractiniidae
Exons: 9
Coding region: 165-1334 (389 amino acids)
Biological process (GO): regulation of transcription by RNA polymerase II; immune system process
Cellular component (GO): nucleus
Molecular function (GO): DNA-binding transcription factor activity, RNA polymerase II-specific; RNA polymerase II cis-regulatory region sequence-specific DNA binding
Source: RefSeq, a predicted model, not a curated record